Molecule: messenger RNA, 4112 nt
Organism: Carassius auratus (goldfish)
Lineage: Eukaryota; Metazoa; Chordata; Actinopteri; Cypriniformes; Cyprinidae
Product: disks large-associated protein 1-like
Exons: 10
Coding region: 1-3072 (1023 amino acids)
Biological process (GO): signaling
Cellular component (GO): postsynaptic specialization; glutamatergic synapse
Molecular function (GO): molecular adaptor activity
Source: RefSeq, a predicted model, not a curated record
AUGACGAUGAAAGGCUUGUCCUCCAGCCGCAGCCACCACCACACACUCACACACUGCGACCCAUCCUACGAGUCUUUGACCCUCCGCCACGAACGACGGCCUUAUGCCCUUAACCAGGCCCACCCGAGUGACCACAGCUUCUAUGGGUGCCAAUCAGAUCUGGCUAGCAGCACAUUUCCUCGCCGACAUCACGGAUCACAUCACGAGCUUAAGGACGAAUGCUCCAUAGUGCCCUAUGUGGGACCAGGGGGCAUAGCCGGAGGAACUGGGGGCGGGUAUGGCCCAUGCAGCUCAGCUGCCAUCCAUUCAUCCCUGCUGGAGAAAUUUGACCAGCAGCAACCAGUGAGAAAGGAUGGGUAUCACACAUUGCAAUACAAACGGACUGCGGCGCUGGAGCACCAGCGCAGUGACAGUCCUGGGCGUAUACGCCACCUCGUACACUCUGUCCAAAAGCUAUUCACCAAGUCUCAUUCCCUGGAAGGUCCCAGUCAACGCAGCCUCAACGGAAACGACCCCGCCGUCCCAACCGAUGCAAUGGCGACUGCUACAUCCCAUCCAAACGUUUCCACCACAACUGUAGGCACCCUGCACAAGUCGUCCAGCAACAAACGGGGGAAAAACAAGGAACGCAGUCGCUCCGAGCCCAAACCUCGUGCACGGACACCCGGGUCGGGGUACUGGAGCUCCGACGACACUCUAGACCGGGAAAUCUGCCUUUACCACCAGCAUCAACCAUCUGGAGUCAUGACCAUGGGCCGGCAUCCAGACAAAUCCCAGUCCCACUACUUCUUGGGACAGAGCUACAACACACUAGGAGGGGGACACUCGUCCCUGAAGACCUCACGAAGUAACAAUGAUGUUGGAAGUUGCUACACUUGCUCCAACCCCACAGGAGGCACUCUGACCUUCAGAGGCCCGAUGUCAGUAGACCAGGCUGGGCCACUCGUCAAGAAGAGCUCCUGGUCAAGCACACUAACGGUGAGCAGGGCCCGAGAGGUGUACCAGAAGGCCACUGUCAAUAUCGAUAAAGCUCUAGUCAAAGCACAGACCUGCCAGCAGGGACGAACCUGCCAGUUUUUACAGGUUCCUCAGGAUGAGUGGGGUGGCUUCUCGUCUGUGGGUCAGGAUGACGAGAUCCCGUGCAGGAGGAUGAGGAGCGGCAGCUACAUCAAGGCUAUGGCAGAGGAGGACAGUGGAGACUCAGACUGCAGCCCUAAACCCUCACCCAAAGUCCAGGCCCGGAGAGCCAGCUACCUGAAAGCCACUCAGCCCUCCCUCACCGAGAUGACCACACUCAAGAUCAGUACGGAGUCCCAUUCCCCCAAGCUGCAGAUCCGGAGUCACAGUUACCUGCGAGCGGUGAGUGAGGUUUCAAUCAACCGCAGUUUGGACAGUCUGGACCCGGCCGGUCUGCUGGCCUCGCCUAAAUUUCGUUCCCGAAAUGAGAGUUACAUGAGGGCCAUGAGCACCAUCAGCCAGGUGAGCGAGGUGGAAGUAAAUGGGCAGAUUGAGGCUUUGUGUGAGAGUGUGUUCAGUGAGAUGGAGUCUAAGGCAGUGGAUGCUCUGGAUCUGCCGGGGACCGGAUGCUUUCGCAUGAGGAGCCACAGUUAUGUGCGGGCCAUCGAAAAGGGCUGCUCGCAGGAGGAAGAAGAGGAGAGAGCGAAACGUCAGGGCAUCUCACCACCUCGAACUACAACUACUGUUAGAACCAUCCAGAGCAGUACAGUAUCAUCAUGUAUAACCACCUACAAGAAAACCCCACCCCCAGUCCCACCCAGGUCAACACCCACCAGACCAUACAUCUCUAUAACAGCCCAGAGCAGCACAGAAUCUGCACAAGAUGCCUACAGUGAGCUCACCAGUGCUGGUCCUGCCAACCGGGCCUUGGCGGCGGUCCAGUCGGGCCUCAGCAACUCCACAGAGAGCAUUGAUAGCAUGAAGGCCCUGACAGCAGCCAUCGAGGCAGCGAACGCUCAAGUCCAUGGCCCAGCCAGCCAGCAUGUGACCAACAGCACCAUCACCAUCACCACAGCCUCCGCCACCACUAGCGUAAGACACAUCUCGCAGGAAGCCAAGAGAGAUGCCCUCAGGAAGUGCCUGUCUAUAGGGAUACAGGUGGACGGUCCGGAGGAAACCAACCAAUCAGAAGUGAACUGCAAGUUUCAGUCGGUCGGCAUUCAAGUAGAAGAGGAGAGAUGCUACCGCAGAGUUACACGCUCCAACAGCGUCACCACUGCUGUUCAAGCUGAUCUUGAUCUUCUGGAGGGUCUUGGCGACGACCAGUUCACACAGACCCACCAGGGGCCCAUUGUCCGCCAACCAUCCCGAGAUUCUUCCACUUCUACUGUCAGCAUCCAGGGCUCUGGGAACCACUACCAUGCCUGUGUCCAGGAUGACUACCCCGACGUGGGCUUUGACCCCUCCAUUCUGCCCCCUCCAGACCCCUGGAUGGAUGGAGCCAUGGAGGAGGAAUAUGCGAGUGGGGCAUCAGGGUCCGUGUGUCCGCAGGACGGACGCUGGUUUCUGAAACUGCUGCAAGCAGAGGUGAAGAGGAUGGAGGGGUGGUGCAAACAGAUGGAGCAAGAUGAGAGAGAGAAUGAGCUCCCAGAAGACAUUCUCGGCAAGAUCCGUAGUGCAGUGGGUAGCGCUCAGUUGCUGAUGUCGCAGAAAUUCCAGCAGUUCCGGGAGCUCUGUGAAGAAAACUUGAAUCCCAAUGCCCACCCACGGCCCGUGUCUCAAGAUCUGGCAGGAUUCUGGGACAUGCUGCAGCUGUCCAUUGAGAACAUCAGCCUGAAGUUUGAUGAGCUACACCAGCUGAAAGCUAACAACUGGAAAGCACUGGAGCCUCCUGAGAGAAAGGAGAGGCGUGUGCCCCCUCCGGUACCCAGGAAGCCGAGGAGGGGUCCCGUGCAGCUAGUAAGAGACAGGUCUUUGGAGGGCUCCCAGCGGUUGGAGGCGCGUAAGCGGCUGUUAGCGGCUAAACGCGCUGCUGCCUCUCAGCGCCAGAGCUCUGCUACAGAAUGCGCCGACAGCAUCGAAAUAUACAUCCCAGAGGCCCAAACACGAUUAUAAACACUGAAAUCCAGGUGCUCAGAAGCCUAAAUAGACAAACACACACACACACACACAUCUUUAACCAUAACACAAUAGCACUGAAUGACAAAGGCAGGGUAGCUGUAACAUAAUCACUCCUCUUUUCUUGUGUAAAGGAGAGUUUCUUCACUGUGGGCUUCUACUGUAUGUAUUUACGACUUAAUUUUCCUCUCUUCCUCCGUCCUGCCAUUUGAGAUGUAGCUCCCUUAUUAAACUCCCAAAGACUUUUAAUAUUUAUAUUAGACACUAUAUAUUUAAUUGUUAAAAUAAUCAAUAAUAUAUAUAUAUUCAUGCAUACAAUACAACAUAUUAUUACGUUGGUUGAUAUUACUACCCAAAUAAGGCACACUACUGAAUUUUACAAUUUAAUUUGUAGUUUUUCGCAAUUACCGUGUAAGAGCCAUGUCUUGUGUUCUCAGAGAGGACAUAACAUCUAAAAGGGCAGCAUUCCGAUCACUUCUGAAGAUUUUAACGCCAAUGUAGCCACAAAUUCAGUGUAUGUAUGUAAAUGUGUUUGUCAGGCUUUUAGUACAUUACACUCUCUCACAUGUCACCCUGCACCUCUGAGACAGGGCGAGGUUGUUCUGUUUUCAGUAUCAGGGGAUAGAAUGGAAAAAACACCUCUUCUCUUCUUUCUUCUCCUAUUUUUCAACCUCCCACUCGGUCAUCCUCUCCCGUCCUCUCAAACCAUCCUAUCUCCUUUCCUGUCUGCUCACUAUCAUCUCUCCUCAGCAGUGUCAAUCACCUGUUUGACUGACAUAGAUGUCCAUUGUAUCCAUCAAAUGUGACACGCUUAUCUGUCACUGCUUGAAAGAAGCGCUGUCAGAACACAGAUUCAUUAGCCAUUAAUAAAUUAGCAAUGUGUCACGUUAUGAAACGUUACAUACGCAGUCAGGGAUUUCAUUAAGCAUUAAUCCCCGUUCACACUGACAGCGAUGAAGUUAUGCGACGUCUUUAUUUUCACAAUAUAUUCACAAUCUACGAAGGCACAACUGUGACCCAUUGUGAAUUUUUUUUGA